This is a messenger RNA of Ananas comosus (pineapple), 1438 nucleotides long. RefSeq lists its product as uncharacterized. The record is from RefSeq and is a predicted model, not a curated record. Bases 291 to 1034 code for a protein of 247 amino acids. NCBI's taxonomy places the organism in Eukaryota, Viridiplantae, Streptophyta, Magnoliopsida, Poales, Bromeliaceae. The transcript has 11 exons.
GUAGGUACGGCUGCGCAAUCGAAAAAGCGAUCUGUUGUCGCCAGCCAGGAAGAUCGUUUGUGAAGGAGAAAAAGAAAAAAGGGAGAAGACACUGCCGCCAUGCGAACGGAGGUCGAAGGGCCCAUCUCUGCUUCCGCGCGGCGCGCCAAAAUUCCAACGUAGCGAGCAGAUCAGACGGCAACGAUCGAGUCUGCUGCCUGCCGUCGCUGCGAUGGACGCCGAUAAGCAUCCCAAGCCCGCUGCGGAGGUCACGGAGAGGAGCAAAAAGAAAUGCAGGAUGAAUAAGGAGGAUGAAGCCGAAGGGGAAGAGAUCGUCAUCGACGAAGGAUUAUACUGAAUAUGGGAAACGAGAGGCUGUUAGACAAUUGCAGCUUAUAAAAGCAUUAUAUACCAUGGAUUUUAUACAUUUUGGCAUGCCUUUGGACGAAAUUAUUGAAAAGUUGAAGGAACAUAAAGUGAUCUCAACAAGUAAUGUGGGACUUGAAGGGUCUGUAAAUCAAAGGUUCUCCAGGUUGCUGUGCGUGAGGCAGCGUGAAGCGUAUUACCGCCUUCUGGAAAAACUAGUUAGUUUUUCUCCAUAUAUUCAGUGGGAUGAUGAAUGCGAUGAGAAACUGGAAUGGCUUAAUGAGAACGGUCAUCUUCCUUCUCUCUGUGGUGAUGAGUUUUGUGAUAUACUGUGUUUCAUGGAGCGGAGGUUCCAUCCCCUCAUACGUGAGGGCCACAAGGAUGUCUUAUUAGCUGUAAUCAAACGAAGAUCUAUAGGAGCACGGCGGGAGGUGGAACAGGGAUUUGAGCGUUAUGGCUGUCUACUCACUACUCAUAGCGAUUUUAUUGAAAACUAUAUUGAGGAACGCAAGCACGCUUCGAAGCGGUUGGAGUGUCUACAAUCUAUACACUUAGGGGGUUUUGGUUUAACAUGGAAAAUGGAACCAGAAGACGAAUCACGACGAAGACAAAAGGAAUAUCUAAUUGAUGGGGAACUCGUCGUCGGAACCGUAUUCGAAAUAUUUGGUUGGACAAUGGACCGGUACUAGAAGAGUCUGAAUCAAAUGCUGAAUUGAAUCUGAGUCUGAUUAAGAUUCAGUGGGUUAAUUUUGGAAGUCUUAUUAGAUUAAGAUUUUCAGUUUAUUUGGGAGUUUUAGAUUAGUUCUAUGUAUACGUGCAUACAAACAUACAUUGAACAUCUAUUUGUACAUACAAAAUGCAAAUGUAUUGGUUUCUGUAUGAUUGGUUUGUUAAUUUAUCAACCCUAUGGAAAAUCUUUUUUUUUUUUUUGGGGCUUUUUUUGCAAAUAGCCUCCUGAAAAAUUUUAUUUGCGCAAAUAGUCCCGUCUAAAAAUUAUUUGCAAAAAUGGCCCUGGCCUGCCACGCCAGCGCCAUGUCAGCGCCACGCGGGCAGGGCCUGGGCCAGGUGGCUAAGUUGAACACGACAAUUGGUU